GCGGAGAGCUCACCCCUAUUACAUUUAACGUAGGGUCUGUUCACGUGUGGUUGUGUGUCGCUAAUUUUAUUAGUAUCACACACCACUCGAUAUAAUCUUUGUCAAAAAAACUAAAAAAAUCACAAAAAAAAUAUAAAAUAACAAAAUCCCCAUAAAAAUUGCAAACGGCUCUAGGAACAGAAGUUAAAAAAAAUCCAAGGAAGUGUUUGUGUGUGACGUUGGUGUGACUUGGCUGCAAGAUGAAUCCCAGUGGACCCAGCUAUCCCCUUGCUUCACUCUAUGUUGGAGAUCUGCAUGCUGACUGUACAGAGGCCAUGCUGUUCGAGAAGUUCUCGACAGCUGGCCCGGUGCUCUCCAUCCGUGUGUGCAGAGACAUGAUUACCCGUCGCUCUCUGGGCUAUGCAUAUGUCAACUUCCAGCAGCCAGCAGAUGCUGAGCGUGCCCUUGACACCAUGAAUUUUGAUGUAAUGAAAGGCAGACCCAUUCGUAUCAUGUGGUCCCAGCGUGACCCCUCUCUUCGAAAGUCCGGCGUUGGCAACGUCUUCAUUAAGAACUUGGACAAGUCCAUCGACAACAAGGCUAUGUACGAUACAUUCUCGGCCUUUGGAAACAUUUUGAGUUGUAAGGUUGCCACGGAUGAAUCUGGAAACUCCAAAGGCUAUGGCUUUGUCCAUUUCGAGACUGAGGAAGCUGCCAGAAAUGCCAUCCAGAAAGUGAAUGGCAUGUUGCUCAACGGCAAGAAAGUAUAUGUAGGUAAAUUCAUUCCAAGAGCAGAGCGAGAAAAGGAGUUGGGUGAGAAGGCCAAGAGGUUUACCAAUGUGUAUGUCAAGAACUUUGGUGAUGAUUUGGAUGAUGAAAAGCUCUAUGAAAUUUUCUCAAAGUUUGGAAAGAUCACAAGCCAUCGUGUCAUGUGCACAGACGAUGGGAAGUCAAAAGGAUUUGGCUUUGUUGCCUUUGAUGAGCCAGAAGCAGCCGAGAAGGCCUGCGAUGACCUUAAUGGCAAGGAGAUGAAUGGCAAACAAAUAUAUGUUGGACGGGCUCAGAAGAGAGGAGAACGUCAAGCUGAACUCAAGAAGAAGUUCGAGAUGAUGAAGAUCGAAAGGAUGAACAGGUACCAAGGGGUCAACCUUUACAUCAAGAAUCUUGAUGACACAAUUGAUGACGAGAGGCUUCGGAAGGAGUUCUCCAACUAUGGUACAAUCACCAGUGCCAAGGUCAUGACUGAAGAUGGGCGAUCCAAAGGCUUUGGGUUUGUAUGUUUCUCCACUCCGGAGGAAGCCACAAGGGCUGUGACAGAAAUGAAUGGCCGCAUUCUGGUGAGCAAGCCACUGUAUGUGGCUCUUGCUCAGCGCCGUGAGGACAGGAAGGCCCACCUUGCAUCGCAGUACAUGCAGCGAGUGGCUGGCAUGCGCAUGCAACAGAUGGGGCAGAUGUUCCAGCCAGGUGGCACAAGCUAUUUCAUGCCCACCAUGCCCCAGGCCCAGCGCUUCUACACACCACAGAUGACCCAGAUCAGGGCCACUCCUCGCUGGCCUGCUCAGCCUGCUGCCCAGGUGCGUGCCGGGGCCCAGGCCACCACAGCCUUCCCCAUGCAGGCAGCACCAUUCAGGUCUGCACCACGACAGGCUCAGCCUGGUGGACCCCGCAAUGUCCGUCCCAUGGCCACUGCUGCUGCCGCAGCUGCCCAGCAGCAACAGAUCCCCAACCUGCUACAGGCUGCCCGGCCUGUGGCACCCAGUGCUGGGGGAGUCCCACCACCCGCUGCCCUGUCAAACGCUGCUCGGGCUUCUAACUACAAGUACACCAACAACAUGCGCAAUCCCCCAGCAGUGUCUGGCGGUGGCCCGGCAGCAGCAGCCUCGGUUGCCCCAGUGGCUCAGCCAGCAGUGCACAUUCAGGGCCAGGAGCCACUCACUCCCUCCAUGCUGGCCUCAGCCAUGCCCCAGGAGCAGAAACAGAUGCUUGGGGAACGUCUCUUCCCUCUCAUCAGGGAGAUCUACCCCGAGCUGGCUGGCAAGAUUACCGGCAUGCUGCUUGAGAUUGACAACUCUGAUCUGCUCCACAUGCUGGAGGACCGCAACUCUCUCAAGGCCAAGGUGGAGGAGGCUGUGGCUGUGCUCCAGGCCCACCAGGCCAAGCAACAGGUGGUGGCUGUGGCCGUGGCUGCCCAGAAGAAGGAUGACAUGUAGAGUGACUAUUACCAGCAACAGCAGCAGCCAUCUCCUCCACUCACUGUUUUUCAAGCUGCACUCUCCUUGUUUAGUUUCUUUUUUGUGCCCUGUUAUUGGAGUAUCAGUUUUAUUUUAUGGGUUUCAUUUCUAAGGUCAUGAUGUUUAACAGGCCAUAAUUUUUUAUGCAGUUCUGACUCCAAUAGAAGAGGCAUAAUUUAGGUUCGACCACAACCACGUGAACAGUCUGUCAAGUAGGUGUCAAUAUACAAAAAAUCUAAAAAAAAUCGUAAAAUAUAAAAAACCUUAAGAUGCGUAACAUUACAGCUGCUUAUAAUGUAACCUUUACGUUCAUUAUAAUGCAAUUGUGGCAAGUCUGAACAUGGUCAACCAAGGAUGUUAGUAGGGAAUAAAAGUUUCUAGUUGAGACGGUUCCGACCUGCCAAUAAGUAUUAAACAUAGUAAAAUGUGUAAAACAACAAAUGAAAUAAAAUGUAAAACCUUUUAUAAAAACUGAAAAUGCCCUUCCAACGGGCGAAAAAUCCCAUAACAGUUCCAUCAGUAAAAUGUUUAAAAAAAUUUUGUAAGCGUGAGAAUAUAUGAAGAGGAUAUUGGCAACAAUAAACUUCUGUUUCUAUAACCUAA
Molecule: messenger RNA, 2813 nt
Organism: Eriocheir sinensis (Chinese mitten crab)
Lineage: Eukaryota; Metazoa; Arthropoda; Malacostraca; Decapoda; Varunidae
Gene: pAbp
Product: polyadenylate-binding protein 4-like
Exons: 4
Coding region: 240-2189 (649 amino acids)
Cellular component (GO): cytosol; nucleus; ribonucleoprotein complex
Molecular function (GO): poly(A) binding; mRNA 3'-UTR binding; poly(U) RNA binding
Source: RefSeq, a predicted model, not a curated record